UGGAGCUCUCAGAGAACAAACAGAGUCUGCCGUGGGACUCGGCCGAGCACUUCUCAGCCUCUGAGCGCUGGCGCUUCACAUUUGGGACGGAAACUCUUGAUGAAAACUUGAAUAUGGACUACACAGCGCUGCUGCUGAGCCUGCUGCUGCUCAACCUCAGUGGAGCAAUUUGUGCUGUGGUGCAAUGGACAGAAUUAAAUGAAGCAAAGGCCUAUUUGAGGCAGUAUGGCUACUUGAAUGACCCCGCUGAUCCACAAGACCCUCAUUACCUGGAGGAGAUCAUUGAAGCUCUCAGGGUUUUCCAGACGGUCAAUGAUCUGCCACCUACUGGAGAAUUAGAUGAAGCUACUAUGGAUGUGAUGAGACAGCCCCGCUGUGGCUUGGAGGACUCCUUCAACAAGAAAUUUCAUAAAUACAGAGUAAUGGCAGGUCGUUGGAGAAAGAGGAGUCUGACCUAUCGCAUCUACAACUACACACCGGACAUGAAGAAGACAGAUGUCACGAGGGCCAUAACCUCGGCCUUCAAGUACUGGAGUGAUGUGACUGCUUUGACCUUCAGAGAGGUCCACUAUGGCAGAGGAGACAUAAGGAUCUCCUUCCAUAAGAGAGAUGGCUACUGCCCUGUCCCAUUUGAUGGCCGUGGUCAUGUACUGGCUCAUGCUGAGUCACCAGAAUCUGGUAUUGUCCAUUUUGAUGAGGAUGAGUUCUGGACUGAGGGAUCAUAUUAUGGUACUAAUCUGCGUAUUGUAGCUGCCCAUGAAAUCGGCCACGCUCUGGGCCUGGGUCACUCUCAGUUCAAAAGCGCUCUGAUGGCGCCUGUCUACUCUGGUUACCGUGCCAACUUCAGGCUGCAUUCAGAUGACAUCAGAGGCAUUCAGGCGCUAUACGGCAAACGCAUUACCAGCACUUUAGCCAGUCCAACAACUGCAGACAGUUUGUUUUCCACAGUGAGCAGCCACAAUACUGAGAGCAUCCCUGACCCCUGCACUGCCACACUGGACGCCAUCAUGUUGGGUCCAUGGAGGAAAACCUUUGCCUUCAGUGGUGAUUAUGUGUGGACCAUCUCUGAUCUGGGACACAACACGCCAAUGAAGAUUGACAGGCUGUGGAGGGAACUCCCUGGAAACCUGAACGCUGCUGUACACUCUCAAAGAACCAACAAGACAUACUUUUUUAAAGGCAAUAAAGUGUGGAAGUAUACCAACUUCGUGCUGGACUAUGGCUACCCCAAACAGGUCAAACGGAUCCCUCCUAAUAUCGAUGCCGCCUUGUACCUGGAGAAGAACAAGAAGCUGGUCUUCAUCAAGGGUUCAGAACACUGGCAGUGGGAUGAGCUGAAGUACACCGACUUAAGUCUCUACCCCAAACCGCUGUCUAUGCUCUUCAGCGGAGUGCCAUCUAGUCCAGAUGCAGCCUUCACCUGGACCAACGGCAAGAUCUUCUUCUUUAAGGGCGACGACUACUGGCGCUUGAAUGAGAUACUGAGAGUGGACAGAGGAUACCCACUGAGCAAGAAGGAGCGCUGGAUGCGAUGCUAAGGCUCGACCAUCAGGGGGCAGCAGGUACCAAGAGGUCUACGACAGGGGUGCUGGUUCUACUCCGGGGGCAUUGACAACCAGGCAACCUCAACAGCAGUGAUUGUGUGUCUUAUCAUCUACCACGUUGAAAGAAAACCUAGUGUGGGAAUUGAUAUUACUUUACUGGAUCUGAUUUAACCAAGCUACUCCUGCCCGCCGCAGCAGGCAACAUUUUUGUGAGGCUUAGUUCUUGAGCACAAAUGUGUGUUUUUGUGACUGCGAGGAUUAUGUAAGCAUUUAUAUGAUCUCAGGGAGAAAUCAAGGGAGGCCUUCUGUUUUUCUCUCUAACAUAUGUGUUGGAUUAUGUGUCUUAAUACUUGCAGCAAGAUGUAAUAUGAUAAAGGGAGUGUGCACUUUCUGUUCAGACAUUUUGUUCAACCAGUCAUCUUUUCAUAUAUGUUUAACCAGUCGCCUUUCCUUUAAUGCUACUAAACAUGUCAAUUAUGUCAUGAACCACACUCGUCUGUGAGAAAUAAUGUCUGUGUCCUGACUCUCUUAUGUGGAAAUGUAGCAUUUUCUACAAUUAAACAAGACAUGAUUUUGCC
This is a messenger RNA of Morone saxatilis (striped sea-bass), 2122 nucleotides long. It is a transcript of the gene mmp19, whose product is annotated as matrix metallopeptidase 19. Gene Ontology annotation, cellular component: extracellular matrix. The coding region runs from base 114 to 1538 and encodes 474 amino acids. Gene Ontology annotation, biological process: proteolysis; extracellular matrix organization; collagen catabolic process. NCBI's taxonomy places the organism in Eukaryota, Metazoa, Chordata, Actinopteri, Moronidae. The record is from RefSeq and is a predicted model, not a curated record. The transcript has 9 exons. Gene Ontology annotation, molecular function: metalloendopeptidase activity; zinc ion binding.